UGGACGGGCGCAGGCGCCCUGCUGCAAGAAAGGUAUCGCGCUUCCGUUAGCAUUGAGAGCUAGCGGGCAGGUCUGGUUGGGGAAGAGGCUGUGCAGGAAGGAGACCUGCGCAGCCAGACAGAUAUUGGUGACUUCAGAUAUCCCCAGUUAAUCCUUGAGCUAACAAUUAUCCCUCCAUGCUGACCAGGAAAGGGAGAUAACGUUAAUAGCUUGGCACUGCCUCCGUCUAAAUUAGCAACCGACCAAGCCAGUUAAGGGGAGUCCGCGUUUUGCUUUCAGGGGCUUCUCUCUCUUUUUUUCGUUUUUGGCAGUUUUCUUUUUAGGGCAUAAACAGCACCAACUGCAGCCUCACCUUCCGGUCUCUAACUAUGAGGUUGCCGAGUAGCAAACAUUUUGGGACUGAAGGAGAUGGAAAGAAAAUGGACCAACCUCCUCCGUUCAGAAACCCUUUUGUGCACGUCUUGAAAUUCACUCCACUGGAAAAGGCAAAGAUUGGAUUAAUGACGGUGACGCUAUUCCCUAUCCGUCUGCUCAUAGCAGCAUUUAUGAUGCUACUGGCUUGGCCUUUUGCCUUCCUUGCUUCAGUGGGGCGCUCUGAGACCACUGUUGAACCCCAGUGCCUCUGGAGAAGACUGGUGGACAUCAUCCUAAGAGUGAUCAUGCGGAUCAUGUGGUUUGCGGGAGGCUUUCACUGGAUAACUGUGAAAGGGCAAAGAGCUCUGCCUACAGAAGCGCCCAUUAUCACCCUGGCACCCCACUCCUCUUACUUUGAUGCCAUCCCCGUCACAAUGACAAUGUCCUCGAUAGUCAUGAAGGCUGAGAGCAAGGAUAUACCCGUUUGGGGAACAUUGAUAAAAUACAUUCGGCCGGUGUUUGUAUCCCGAUCAGACCAGAACUCAAGAAAGAAGACAGUGGAGGAGAUCAAGCGGAGAGCUCAUUAUGGAGGAGAUUGGCCUCAAGUCAUGAUUUUUCCAGAAGGCACCUGCACCAAUAGAUCCUGCCUCAUUACCUUUAAGCCAGGGGCUUUUAUCCCUGGUGUUCCAGUACAGCCUGUUGUGAUUCGCUACCCCAAUAAACUGGACACAAUCACAUGGACGUGGCAAGGACCAGGAGCUUUUAAAAUCUUGUGGCUGACUCUUUGCCAGUUACACAAUGAAUUUGUGAUAGAGUUCCUUCCCAUUUACACCCCUUCGGAGGAGGAGAAAAGGAAUCCUGCUCUCUUUGCAGUCAAUGUGAGACGAGUCAUGGCCAAAGCCCUUGGGGUACCUAUCACAGAUUAUUCAUUUGAAGAUUGCCAGCUGGCGAUGGCAGAGGGCCAGCUGAGGCUGCCGGUCGACACCUGUCUGUUGGAGUUUGCCAAGCUUGUCAGGAGACUGGGGCUGAAACCCCAGAACACUGAGAAGGUUUUGCAGGAAUACGGGAACAGAGCCAGAAAGCUGGAAGGGCAGAAACUUGCCUUGGAAGAUUUUGCUCACUUCCUUGAUGUCCCAGUUUCAGAUAUGCUGCGUGACAUGUUUUCUCUUUUUGAUGAGCAUGAAGAUAACAGCAUGGAUAUUAGAGAGUAUGUGAUAGCCUUAUCCGUUGUAUGCAGACCUUCCAAAACUCUGGAAACGAUGAAAUUGGCUUUUAAGAUGUUUGAGGCAGAAGAAGACAGUGCCAUCACAGAGAGCGAGCUGGCAGUUGUGCUGAAGACGGCUUUAGGAGUGACUCACCUCAACGUGUCCCGUCUGUUUACGGCCAUCGAUGUCGAUGACACGGGGAAGAUUACAUUUGAUAAGUUCCGAGGUUUUGUGGAGGAGAACCCAGACUUUGCUGAUGACUAUCUUCACACUGAAAGUGUAGGUCCUCAGAGUGGACCUUGUCAGGAACACCACACUCAGACCAACCCAUCGACUAUAAACCUGCAAGGCACUGCCAACAGCAAAACAGCCAAUGGUAUCUGUCCUGACUUUAGCCCUAAAGACCAUGACAGCUCAGUAGAUGCACUCAUAAAGAAACACAACUGAUAGAGUAGAGGGAGCAGGGCCUCUCCUGGUGAGAGGAAAUUCUGUAAGGGGCAAUAUUAGUUACCUUGUAACUUUUCCACAUAGUAAGAGACAGCAUUUCAUUAAACAAAUUUAAAAUGAAGUUUACCCUUUCUUAUUGGUGUUGUAUCCAUGAGGUUAUUUUCAUUUCAGCCUGUAAACAACCUUUUUUUUCCCCAUAGGAAGAAUUGUCGUAAUGCCAAAUACUGGCAUUUUUUGGGAUACAAUGCUUAAAUACUUGAAGGGCAAGCACUUAUUAGGAUUCUUGGGGUCAAUUUUAAUUUAUUUUUACCUGUCCUCCCCUGCCACUGCAUGUUUUUUUAACACAAAUUUACCGAGACGCAAACAAUCUCUGAAUUGUAAAGAGAACACAACUUUUUGUGAAAUCUAUUUUUUGUUUUGUUCUUGUUAUGUUUUAUCCAUUUCCUUUCUUUAAUGGUAGCUGCCUUUUGAACUUUUAAAUGAAAAUGCAGAAUAAAUGGGCUCAUGUUAUUUCCGUGAAGAAGGAAGGCCCGGGGGAACCGGUGAGGAAUGGCUGGAAGCACGAAGCUUCAGCAGCCGUAUUUGAGGUUACCUCGGGUCUCUGAACGUCGACAAUUAUAACUGCUGUGAGUGUGUGCGCGCGUGUGUAUGAAUGUGUGUUUGUAAACACAGUGAUAUGAUGUAGCUCAGGGUUCAGUGACAAAAAUGGAAAAAUUAACAAUGAUGUCAUGGUUUUUGACUAUUUUUAGGUUACAUGCAUGGUAACUGAUCUCUUGUCCUUGUCGCUUCACAGUUUCACACCGUUUUGGUUAUUUCAGUGUUUUGUUUCAUUUGAUAAUGUACAACUUGGACCAAAAUGCAUUAGGUGAAAAAAAAUUAAACAUCUUUUUUUGUGUUUUUGUUUGCCUUUCAUGUAGGCAUGGGCCGGUAUGAGACUCUCAAAAUAUACCAAAGCAACCACUCUUUCACUGUAUCACCAUAUUGAAAUGUUAAAAAGAACAAAAAAAUGAACUCAUCAAAUAGUUUUUUUGUUUGUCUUGAAAGCAUUUUGAGGAGAGGUAGCACUGUAUUACUCUCCCUUUGAAUGCUAAGAUUUUUUUUUUUUUUUCUCAUUCCAAACCCAUUAUAUUUUAAGCAUUGGUAUAUCUUGAUUCUCGUGACCAGCAUAUGCCUACCCAGUCUUGUAACCGGUUAAAAGGGAUCAAAUUAUGGCAUGCGACCAGUGAAAGCAAACAAUCACCAGAAUUUUUGGUACUUUCUUCUCAGUGUUACAUUGUUAAAAGAAAACAUUGGAGCCACUUACUGAACAUUUUUCUGAGUUCAUUUAUUAUCUAACGGAUCAUAUUGUACUUUUUUUAUUAUUUUUUUAUUUCCAGUUAAUAUUGAAAUAUUUAACCUUCCAGAAUAUCCACCAUGUUUCAGAUCUUCACCAAAGGAAAUAUUUUCAUUAUGCAGUAAGGUGGAUCCGAGAAUUUGUACCUGUCGCACAAUAAAGAAGAGCCCACCUCUGUUGGCUUUUAAACCUCAUUCUGAAAGUUUACUUGUAGGUUGAGCAAACUGUCGCGCUAAAAUGCGUCGGUGAGCAGGGUUUAGUUUGAGGGACUCUGUACUCUUUUGAUUUCUGUACAUGUAUGAAAUAUAUUCAGAAUUAACCAGAACUAAAGAGGAGCUACUUUUAAAAUUCAAACGAAAAGAAAGAAGAUUUCAGAUCUUUUUUUUUUUUUUUUUUUGCAUCACAAGUUUUUAAGGAUCAUGAUCUCUAAGAUAAGGCAGUCAUUUUUGUAGGGGUGCACUGAUUGCAGUGUUUUGGCCGCUUGCCAAACUUUAAAAAGCCUGGCCUGCAGAAUCCAAUUUUGAUUGAUACCAAUUUUUCGUCAGAAACGUUGCUAAAUAUAGCAAGAAAGCCGCUGAGUUGGAGACAUUGCAUACAUGUCUGUCAGUCAAACCGAUCUCACUGCAGAGCAGAAGAGGGCAGUGGCUGAAUUUUAGACCUUUGAUGAAGUUGAUUGAAAUUGGUGUGGAUAAGAUCGGCUUCACAUGAAAGUAUCACGAUCACCAAUCUCUCAAAAUUGAGGAAGUCUGCACCUAUAAAUUAGCUGGCCAAUAAAUCAGUGCACCCCUUCGUUUUUGCAUUGUUUUUAGAUUUAAAAUCUAUAUAUUGGUUUAAUGAAGGUUUGUCUUAGUAAUAUUAGCAAAUGUUUGAAUUUCAAUUAUGCUGGUAUUUUAUUAAAAAAAUGUUAAAUAUACACAGCUGCCACCUAAAUUUUUUAUCAAACUUUACCUCCUUCAGAUUAUGCCAGUGAUGAUCACUUUUUAGUAAUUUUCUGACAUAUUUGGUUUUCUUUGUUCUACAGAAACAUUCAGUAUAACAACUUGCAUAUCUACUUCUCUUAAACUUUACAUUCUGCCAAUCAUCUGAAGGAUCAUAUUUAAAGGGAAUACCUCCCCUGAGAGAAUCAAGUGAUUCACAUUGCUGUCUGUAUUCACCAUCAUUUCCAAAACUCUAAAUUUGUCACAUUUCCAUUUUAUCCGUGACCUUGUAUCCUUUAUAUAUCCUCCUCUACGACUUUGAGUAAAGCAAUAUUCCUCAUAUGUUUAGCCUUCUCCAGAUGAAUGCUUUUUAAAAGUUCUAAUAUGUAUUUUGAAUAUUCCAGAUGCGGGACAUUUUGUGAAUUUUUGAUAUACGUAUAUGAAUGAUUAUUAUUCUUUUCACUGCCAUGACAAAGAUCUGUGAUCUUCUCUGCUCUGCAGUUUGUAUUGAUCAUGACAAAUGAGCCACAUUUUUUUGUUCUCCUUUUUUUUUAAUAAUCUUAGUUAUUUUGUGCUUUAUUGCUCCUACACAGUGUAAAAUUUUAUUGCUAUAUUAUUACUGGUGUCGCCGAGUCGACUGCUUAGGAACAAAAUGCAGAUUUCAUAUGGAAACCUAUAGCCUUGAUAGCCUCUACAGAACUUUUAUGCUAAAAAGAGAAUGUACAGACAAUCUUGUCACAAUCAGAAACUCUCUAUAGUGCUGAUCUCCAGUGGACAUUUUCCUAAGACGUCAUGGUUUUCCAGAAUUUAUUUUUAGUUCUUUUUUGUUUGUUUUGUUUUGUUGUUUUGUUUGAGAUGUGCAGGUUGAACUAAGUGCGAGUGCAUUGAGUGGUAGAGCCCUGAGGUGAUGCGCCACCACAUGACGGGCCGGCGUCACACAAACACUCCAGACUGCACAUGCAUACAAAACCAUCAUUUCCUAUGAUUUAUGACAAUCUUAAAGCAUUGUCCUGCUGUUACUUUUUUUCAAAAUUGUAUGAGUUUGUGCUUGCACGUUACAGUGCUUUUAUUUUUGUAAACAUAAGGUCAGAAAGCUCGGAAGCGCAGUAGGGUCAUAGUCUUCAGUAUUUCAAUUCACUGUUAACUUCUUUCCUUUGUAAAGGGAGCGCAGAUAAAAUUGAGGAUUGUAUUUAGAUCAUUUUAAGUUCUUUCCUUAGCUCAUCCUACUGUUCUUUGUCAGGAUUGUGGAAAUUAGUUGCCUAAAGUAAUUAUGUAAACUCAUAGGAGUUGGCAGUCAGAAAAAAGAUUUGAAGGACUUGAUUAUGUUUACACCAUUAAAAGUUUCCUUAAAUAAUGCAAUUCAAAAGAACUCUGCUGUCAAUACAGAGGCUGCAUUUAAGGAAGAUGUUAUUGUCACUGAAAUUCAUUAAAACAGAGCAAAUUCUCAAAGUUUUGUCCCAGAAUGAAUAUGCUGUUUUUAAACAUAAUAUAUGAUUAUACAUCCUCGGAUAUUCAAAACAAAAACUUUUUUUUUUUUACUAUUUAAAAAGAGCAAUAUGUUGGGGGUUAAAUUAAUAUACAUUUGUUUUCAUUUAGUUUUCCUUGUUAUAAAUACCUCUGUAGAGAUUUAUCUUUUUUUUUUCAAACAUGAAAUCUUCAUGUGAGGAAAAUGUAAAACCUGAAAGAGACAAACUUGUAUUUAUGCUAUUGCUGCCUGUCACAGUUUGUUCUGCAGCGAGCCUAAGACGAAAGACUGGUGUACUCUUACAGAGUGAUAUUGUCUUUCUGAUGGCUUAUUGUACGUCAAUCACCUGAAAUAUUUUGAUUUUUUUUUCUUCGUCUAGUUUUAUUUCCAGUCUUUUUCUAUAUCAAACAAGUUUUAUUUUAUUACUGCAUUUUGAUGCUAAAGAGACAUUACAAAAAAAGCUAUUUUGAAUCUGUUCAUGAUGGCUAUUAUGUAACUUGUUAAUGUGACUCUUGGAUGAAAUUAAAGACAAAGUGUUAAUAUGCA
This is a messenger RNA of Poeciliopsis prolifica (blackstripe livebearer), 6267 nucleotides long. RefSeq names its product lysophosphatidylcholine acyltransferase 1. The coding region runs from base 369 to 2006 and encodes 545 amino acids. The transcript is spliced from 14 exons. Lineage: Eukaryota; Metazoa; Chordata; Actinopteri; Cyprinodontiformes; Poeciliidae. The record is from RefSeq and is a predicted model, not a curated record. Gene Ontology annotation, molecular function: calcium ion binding.